UGUUGGAAGAACAUCCCCCUAUAUUGGUACCAAUUUAAUUCGACUCGUAGGACGGAACAGAAUUGGAUAUAGGUCAGGUCGGUUGGGCUGCUGAUUUUCAUCUUUGGUUGGCGGCCUGUGACGUCGCGGCCCUUGUGGGAGCUAAUACCAACUUGGGUGUCAAUUCUUAGUUUCCGUUACCCGCGCUUCUAGAACCAUUUAUGGCUGGUCUGCAAUUCCCGCGUGAAGCUCCAACAUGAAUUGGCUUGGACAGGUUCUGAUUUCUGAAUGAGUUUUGUGAGACCGGGCUUUCUACCCUUUCCAUCAUGCAAGACCCAGCGGAAAAGUUCUGAAUGAAUACAUUUGCAUUUGCAGCAGGAGUACACUGGCGUUGUCCACAGUUUACCUCGUUUGUCUCCCUGCCACCGUUAAGAAAUGACAAAGUCACCUUGUUACUACGUACCGUACUUGUGUGAGUAUGAUCAUGGAGUCAGUCCUUAUUAGCUGCUAAGAAAUGACAAGUCCAUAAAACUGGGUGCAGAUAGAGCUUGAUGAGCACAAGUAGCCCGUCGUCCGGUCCAAGUCCAACCACUGACGUUCUUCCCAACAAAAGACCUCCCAAAGAUGGGUGGCGCCAUCAUUCGAUGAAACGAGAGACUGACGAAUGAUCCUCCCGCCCUCCCUCUCAUCGUCAUCGUAGCUAUUUAUACCCCGGCCCGCCCUCGAUCUCUCAUUCCAACCAACCAAAUUCAAGCUCAGACUCAGGCACAAGUCACAACAGAAGCAAGAGAGGAAGAAGAAGAAGCUAGCUCGAUCGCUAGCAUGGGUUCCCGGUACGAGGUGGAGGUGACGGUGGGCUCAGCCCGGGAGCUGAAGAACGUUAACUGGCGCGACGGCGGCGACCUCAAGCCCUACGCCGUCCUCUGGCUCGACUCCGACUCCGGCGCCAAGUGCUCCACCCGCGUCGACCUCGACAACGCCGACCGCCCCGUCUGGGACGAGAAGCUCACCCUCCCGCUCUCCUCCUCCGGCCGACUCGACGACGCCGUCCUCCACAUCGACGUCGUCCACGCCGCCCCCGCCGGGUCCACGCCGCUCCUCAUCGGCUCCGCGCGCCUCCCGCUCCGCGACGUCCUUCGCGAGGCCGGGGGCAUCGGCGGCGGCCGCGUGUCCCGCUCCCUCCGCCUCCACCGCCCCUCCGGACGUCCCCAGGGCCGCCUCGACGUCCGCGUCGCCGUCCGUCAGUCCGCCAGAGGAUACUACGAUCCCUCGUCUUACCCGCCGGCUCCCCACGGCGCCGGAUCCCGCGACCCCUACGCCGCCGCUCCCGGCUAUGGCUCCGGCGGGUACGCUGGGCAGCCGCCGACUGGGUACCCUGCCGCAUACGGCGCCGCGCAGCAGCCGGCGGUGGAGGAGAAGGGGAUGGGGAUGGGGGCGGGGCUGGCGGCGGGGGUGCUGGGAGGGCUGGCGCUGGCGGUGGGCGCGAGCUACCUGGAGGACGAGCUCGAGGAGGGCGUCGCUGAGAAGGUGGAGGAGGACAUGGCCAGACGCGCCGGGUACCGGGACGACGACAGCGACAGCGACUAGAAAGGAAUGAUCAAAUCGCAAGUAUGCGGCGCCUGUGCCGUUGUGCGUCAAAGAAAGGCAGCACCUGGAUUUAUUUUCGCUUUUCCCAGCAAGAUUGAAUAAGAGACGUACGCAGUGUGUGCGCAGCAGGCCACCAACUGAAUCGAAUUUUGUACUCUACUAUACUUUACUUCAUCAGAAACAGAAAUAAAGAGAUGGAUUUCAAAGCA
Molecule: messenger RNA, 1775 nt
Organism: Brachypodium distachyon (stiff brome)
Lineage: Eukaryota; Viridiplantae; Streptophyta; Magnoliopsida; Poales; Poaceae
Product: protein SRC2 homolog
Exons: 1
Coding region: 802-1566 (254 amino acids)
Biological process (GO): defense response
Source: RefSeq, a predicted model, not a curated record